GGAGCCGCGCGCACCGAGCUGAUUCACUGUGAAUUCCGACGCGUACAUCAAACUACAGAAGAGCAAUUCCCGAACCAGUGACCACCGGAAUCCCGACACAGUCUUUAGGUUUAUUGGUUGUCAACUCUGGUAAUUGUGGACGCAGUUACUGGUACUUUGCCACCAUGAUUCAUUUGCGGCUACCGUCCUUCCAUUUCUCUUUUGCUCCCUGCCUAUCCUCACUUCUCUUCCUGAUCUUCCUCUUGGGCCUCACCCAUCUCUCUCAAGCCAGUCCCGAUGUGUCCCAUAGCAGCCCAGGGAACUGCUCAGGGGAGGACAGCUGUUCUGAAGGUGUAGUUUUGCCGGUAUGGAAUCCCCUGAACCCCUCUGUGGGCGACAAGGUUGCACGUGCCAUAGUCUACUUUGUGGCCCUCAUUUACAUGUUCCUGGGCAUGUCUAUCAUUGCCGACCGGUUCAUGUCCUCCAUCGAGGUCAUUACCUCUCAAGAGAAGGAGAUAACAAUCAAGAAACCCAAUGGCGAAACCACCACAGCGACCAUCCGCAUCUGGAAUGAGACUGUGUCCAACUUGACCCUCAUGGCUCUUGGAUCUUCAGCUCCUGAGAUCCUGUUAUCUGUGAUUGAGGUGUGUGGGCACAAGUUUGAGGCUGGCCACAUGGGGCCGAGUACAAUUGUAGGCAGCGCUGCCUUCAACAUGUUCAUAAUCAUCGCCAUUUGUGUUUACGUAGUUCCAGACGGCGAGGUGCGAAAAAUCAAGCACCUGAGGGUUUUCUUUGUGACUGCAGCCUGGAGCAUCUUUGCCUACAUCUGGCUCUACUUGAUCCUGGCCAUCAUCUCUCCUGGUGUGGUGGAGGUUUGGGAGGCUGUCCUUACCUUCCUCUUCUUUCCACUCUGUGUGGUCCAGGCCUGGAUUGCUGACCGUCGGCUGCUCUUUUACAAAUAUGUCCACAAGCGCUACCGUGCCGACAAGAAUCGCGGAAUCAUCAUCGAGACAGAGGGCGAUGGUAUGUUUACCAAGAUGGAUAUGGAGAUGGAUGGUCAGGGUGCCAACUCUCACCACAAGGAGGUCCUUGAUGGCAUGCUGGCUGGAGUAGAGGAAGGAGGAGGUGGUGGAGGUGGAGGAGAAGAAGAGGAGGCCAGAAGGGAAAUGGCUCGGACACUGAAGGAUCUUAAACAGAGACACCCAGAAAAGGACAUGGAGCAGCUGAUCGAGAUGGCUAACUAUCAAGUCCUAGUGCAACAGCAGAAGAGUCGAGCUUUCUACCGCAUCCAGGCCACACGCAUGAUGAUCGGAGCGGGGAACAUCCUGAAGAAGCAUGCUGCAGACCAGGCCAGGAAAGUUGUGAGCUGCCAUGAGUCUAAUGCUCAGGAAGAAGACCCUCACACCAUCUAUCUGGAGUUUGAGCCCUCCCAUUACCAGUGCUUUGAGAACUGCGGCUCCUUAAAACUCUCAGUGACCCGUCAUGGUGGAGACAGUGGCUGCACAGUUAAGGUUGACUAUCGCACAGAGGAUGGCACAGCUAAUGCUGGAUCAGACUAUGAAUUCGCCGAGGGCACCCUUGUUUUUAAACCAGGUGAGACGGUGAAGGAGCUGACAGUUGGUGUGAUUGACGAUGACAUAUUUGAGGAAGAUGAGCAUUUCUAUGUACACCUCAGCAACCCUCGGGUUGUCCACCGUGCUGAGGUCGCCAUCCUCGAUCCGAAUGCCGUGUCUCCAGGCAACAGCAUUAUAGGGUCCAGCCAAGUUACCCCUAAAGCCGCUCUGGGUACUGCUCACACUGCCACGGUGACCAUCUACGAUGAUGACCACGCUGGUAUCUUCACGUUCGAGAGCAAUUCCUCACGAGUGAGUGAGAGUGUGGGCAUCAUGCAGGUGAAGGUCCACAGAACAUCUGGAGCUCGAGGGAAGGUUGCAGUACCGUACCACAUCACAGAGGGCACCGCCAAGGCUGGAGAAGACUAUGAGGAUGUGGCUGGCAAACUGGAGUUCCUCAAUGAUGAGACCAUGAAGAUGCUGGAGGUGAAGAUCAUUGAUGAUGAGGAAUAUGAGAAGAACAAAACCUUCACCAUCCACCUGGGAGAGCCGGUGCUGCUGGAGAUUGGACAGAAACACGGAGACUCUAAUGAUAACAAGCCGGUGGUGGGAGCUGAGGAAGAGGAGGUGGCCAAGAUGGGGUGUCCGAGUCUGGGAGAGCACACCAAACAGGAGGUGGUGAUAGAGGAAUCAUAUGAGUUUAAGAAUACUGUUGACAAGCUAAUAAAGAAGACUAACCUGGCCCUGGUGGUGGGCAGCAGUAGCUGGAGAGAGCAGUUUGUCAGCGCUGUCACUGUCAGUGCAGGUGAUGACGAUGAGGAGGAGAGUGGGGAAGAGCGCUUGCCCUCGUGCUUUGAUUACAUCAUGCACUUCCUGACGGUUUUCUGGAAGGUUCUGUUUGCCUUUGUACCACCCACGGAGUACUGGAAUGGCUGGGCAUGCUUCAUUGUGUCCAUCACGCUCAUCGGAGUUCUGACUGCUGUUACCGGAGAUCUAGCAUCUCACUUUGGUUGUACAGUUGGCCUGAAGGACACUGUCACAGCUGUGGUGUUUGUGGCCUUGGGAACAUCUGUGCCCGACACCUUUGCUAGUAAGGUGGCAGCCAUCCAGGACCAAUACGCUGAUGCAUCCAUUGGUAAUGUGACAGGUAGUAAUGCAGUUAACGUCUUCCUGGGUAUCGGGGUGGCAUGGACCAUCGCUGCCGUGUACUGGCACAGUCAGGGCAAAAGCUUCCAAGUCCCGCCUGGCUCGCUGGCUUUCUCCGUCACCCUCUUCACCAUCCUGGCACUAGUGUGUGUCCUUAUACUGCUGUACCGCCGUCGGCCUUCUGUGUCUGGGGGUGAGCUGGGUGGCCCACGAACCGCCAAGCUGAUCACUGCCGCCUUCUUCAUCUCGCUCUGGCUCAUCUACAUCAUGCUAUCCUCACUGGAGGCUUACUGCCAUGUGCCUGGCUUCUAA
Messenger RNA from Xyrauchen texanus (razorback sucker), 2990 nucleotides. It is a transcript of the gene slc8a4a, whose product is annotated as solute carrier family 8 member 4a. The record is from RefSeq and is a predicted model, not a curated record. Gene Ontology annotation, cellular component: axon; sarcolemma; postsynapse. Lineage: Eukaryota; Metazoa; Chordata; Actinopteri; Cypriniformes; Catostomidae. The coding region runs from base 165 to 2990 and encodes 941 amino acids. Gene Ontology annotation, biological process: calcium ion import across plasma membrane; sodium ion transmembrane transport; cell communication. Gene Ontology annotation, molecular function: calcium:sodium antiporter activity. The transcript has 8 exons.